CUUCUUCAGAUGGGAUAAGUGCCUUGUUUUACUUGUUUUACGACGUGAUGUCGUGAUCAUCGUACAUAUCAAGUGAUGACAUGAUAUGACUCUGUAAUGGCGAAUCAAACCAAGGCGUUAGGAGGCCUUAAGGGAAAUAUUUCCUGGAUGACUGAUAGCUCCUCUACGAUUUGGCCGCCCUUGAUGAAUUGACAACGCAGAAAUGACAAAUACGAGGUUACUAUCUAUGAUCUAUAGCACUCCCGAGGAGUCUCGGCAUCUAUUUUCUUUGUCAAAGGUGUUCCAUUUCCCGUCAAAAAUCCAAAACUGUUCAGUAUACACUAUACACCCACUGUUUGAGCACAUUCCACUGCUACCAUGGUUCAGAACACCAUCACUCCAGCUCUAUUGGCGUAUUCGCCACCUGACCCUCCUCUCAAAGAGUUCACUCCUGCCAAGGAUAGGGCCUUUUUCGCUGACACGGAGAAGAGGUCGCUUCUCUCUGCAGCAUCAGCAGCCGAGGACCUUACUCCAUACAUCGGAACAGAGCUGAAAGGAAUCCAAUUGAGCCAGUUGACCGACCAGCAGAAGGAUGAGCUAGCUCUACUCGUUGCUGAGCGGGGUGUGGUCUUACUCCGGGAUCAAGAUAUUACUCUGGAGCAGCAACAUGCGCUGGCGGCCCAUUAUGGCAUUCAAGAUAGAGACCCAAAUCAGCAAGAUCCAAACCAUGUGACCAUUAUUGGACGCGGAGGAAAUAUCCGCGCCCAUGGCCACUCCGGGGGCGAGUAUCAUGCGGACCAUUCUUUUGAGGUCAAUCCGCCAUCCUACACGUUAUUGCGCUUGGUUAAGACUCCGCCAUAUGGAGGCGACACCAUUUUUACUAGCCAAACUGCUCUGUUUGACAAACUCAGCCCAACAUUUCAAAAGGCGUUCGAGGGCCUACAUGGUAUUCAUUCUUCGGAUCGGGCAUAUGUUGCAUCUAUCAAUGGUGGUGGCUCACCUCACAGAGCUCCAAUUGCAACUGCACAUCCCCUGGUCCGAACGCACCCAGUAACUCUACUCAAAGUGUUAAACUAUAACCCUACCUUUAUCGAGCGGAUUGAGGAGCUAAACGGCCAAGAGUCACACCACAUUCUCGCCUUCCUCCGCGAACACCUCCUUCAAGCUAAUGAUCUCACGGUGCGAUGGAAGUGGACUCCAGGAUCCGUCGCGUUCUGGGACAACCGCUCGGUGGUCCAUCGCGCCAUUCCUGGUGGCUACGACGUCACGCUACGGGAAGGGAAGCGAACUGCGGUCUAUGGAGAGCGUCCGUUCUGGGACCCAGAAAGGAGUGAGAGUUUGAGCCAGAGACUGGAACGACUGGGGGCGAAUGGCCAUGCUAUCGGUACUGCGAACGGGCAUGAGAAUGGCAAGUCGGAAGGUCUUGGGGCUAACGGCGCGUUCUAACGGCGAGGUAUAGCAUAAAAAUGCAUCCUCGGGUCUUGUAGUUACGAAAAGCUUGGACGGGAUGUAGGACUCGUAAACUGCCAACCAUCCGCGCAGUCAAAUGCAG
Messenger RNA from Eremomyces bilateralis CBS 781.70, 1531 nucleotides. Its product is annotated as putative alpha-ketoglutarate-dependent sulfonate dioxygenase. The record is from RefSeq and is a predicted model, not a curated record. Bases 358 to 1425 code for a protein of 355 amino acids. Gene Ontology annotation, cellular component: cytoplasm. Lineage: Eukaryota; Fungi; Ascomycota; Dothideomycetes; Eremomycetales; Eremomycetaceae. Gene Ontology annotation, molecular function: 2-oxoglutarate-dependent dioxygenase activity. The transcript has 6 exons.